AUGAACUCUAAAAUCAAUCUACGACUGCUCGCCGCCCUGAUGCUGGCAGCGGCCCUGCCUCUCUGCGUCCUGGGAGCUCCUCUGGGAGACGCCGUCACCGACCUCCCUCCAGAAGAGAGCUCAGGUGAGGGAGAGAAGGAGGUCCAGACGAAGCCGUCCCCGACUGAUCCUUUCAACAUCACGGAGACCUUGGCGCAGAUUCUUAAAGUCACCAAAGGCCAUAAAGAAGAGUUCAAGAAUGAAUUCCGUGGAAACGUUGAUUACAACUCAUUGAACAGGACCUUAAUCCCGGUUAAAUUCCCAAAGUCCAAGGAGGCUCGCCUCCAGCAGCUGGCUCAGGAUCUGACGACGUACUCGGUUCUCCUGAAACACGUCGACAAGGAGUACCCCGGCAAAUCCAUCGUGACUGAACUGAAAGCGGCCCUUCCUCGGCUGAUCACAAAGAUCAAGCGAGCGAUGAGAACUGCUGACCAUGUUGUGGCUCUGACCAGCAGCCAGGAGCUGCAGCUGCUUAAGGAGCUCGAAAGCCUCGAUUCGUACCACAGGAAGAUGAUGGCGCACGGCGUCCUCAGCUCACUCCACGAUUUCCUGGUCGAGUGGAAAAGGGAGCUGACUAAAAGGCGGGUGCGAAAAACGCAGAUUAGUGAUCGCCACGAGACGGAAGCAGACUAG
This is a messenger RNA of Poeciliopsis prolifica (blackstripe livebearer), 672 nucleotides long. RefSeq names its product interleukin-6-like. The record is from RefSeq and is a predicted model, not a curated record. The transcript is spliced from 5 exons. Gene Ontology annotation, cellular component: extracellular region. Lineage: Eukaryota; Metazoa; Chordata; Actinopteri; Cyprinodontiformes; Poeciliidae. The coding region runs from base 1 to 672 and encodes 223 amino acids. Gene Ontology annotation, molecular function: cytokine activity. Gene Ontology annotation, biological process: macrophage differentiation; myeloid cell development; immune response.